GCCAUGAAAUCUUUUUCUCAAAACCAGUUCAAUCCAACACUUCCAUCACUGUACCAAGUGAAAAAUUGUUCAAAAAUAACAGGGCAAGAAAGAGUGGAUUGCACAACAAAGAUGGGUUGUUUUAGUUAUAAUCUUUUCUCUUCUUCUCCAUCUUGUCAAGUUCCAGUGACAGGCAGCUUUGCUUGCCAAUUCAAGACGACUCCUUACAAGCAACUCCCUACUUUGUUUAAGCAGAAAAAGAAGCAUUUUAAUGGGUGCCAAAGAGCUUCAAGAGUUGUCUCUUACUAUGCCUUGAAGACCCCUCCUUAUAAACUUGAUGCUUUAGAACCUUAUAUGAGUAAGAGGACAGUAGAGGUGCAUUGGAAAGAACAUCACGGUGCCUAUGUGGAAGGAUUGAAUAAAGCAUUAGCGAAAAGUGAUAUACUUUAUGGCUAUACUCUGGAUGACCUUGUCAAGGUGACAUAUAACAAUGGCAACCCUUCGCCUGAUUUCAACAAUGCUGCCCAGGUCUGGAAUCAUGAUUUUUUUUGGGAAUCUAUGCAACCAGGAGGAGGAGACAUGCCAGAACUUGGCAUGCUUGAGCAGAUUGAAAAGGAUUUUGGUUCCUUUACAAAUUUCAGAAACAAGUUUGCAGAAACAGCUCUUACACUAUUUGGCUCUGGCUGGGUUUGGCUUGUCUUGAAGAGAGAAGAACCACGUCUGGAAGUAGUUAAAACACUGAAUGCAGUUACGCCAAUUGUAUGGGGUGACAUUCCUAUCAUCAACUUGGAUAUGUGGGAGCAUGCUUACUAUCUUGACUACAAGAAUGACAAAGAGAAUUAUGUCAAUGCAUUUAUGGACCACCUUGUAUCUUGGAACAUGGCGAUGGCACGCAUGGCCCGUGCAGAGGCAUUCGUGAAUCUAGGUGAACCCAAAAUUCCUAUUGCUUAACAUUUGACCCAGGAACUAUGAUUCAGCAGUAUCUGGUGGCUUCCAAGUGACUGUGGGUCAGAGGUGAUCCGUUCAAGACAUUGAAGAGAGAUAACUUCCAAGUGACUGCAGGUCAGAAGCGAUUCAUUUGAGACAUUGAAGGUAGAAAUGCAGUCAUGUUGGAGUAAAGAGAUUAGUUCUCGCGUUACAUUAGUUCAGUCCUUCAUUUUUGUUUUGUUACACAAACAGAUGCCCUGAUGUUUUUUGGGGAUUCCCAGGAAUCAGAUUAGUUACAGAAGAUGAGGAAAUGUAGUAGUAAACUAAUUGGUUCUCCUUUGUCAUUGGUAAUUAUAUAAAUGACCUUAAUGUUGAAAUUGAGGACAUAUUAUAAUGAAUUUGUUCUGACUAA
This is a messenger RNA of Populus trichocarpa (black cottonwood), 1318 nucleotides long. RefSeq names its product superoxide dismutase [Fe] 3, chloroplastic. Lineage: Eukaryota; Viridiplantae; Streptophyta; Magnoliopsida; Malpighiales; Salicaceae. The transcript has 8 exons. Gene Ontology annotation, cellular component: chloroplast nucleoid. The coding region runs from base 4 to 930 and encodes 308 amino acids. The record is from RefSeq and is a predicted model, not a curated record. Gene Ontology annotation, molecular function: metal ion binding; superoxide dismutase activity. Gene Ontology annotation, biological process: superoxide metabolic process.